Molecule: messenger RNA, 1415 nt
Organism: Bicyclus anynana (squinting bush brown)
Lineage: Eukaryota; Metazoa; Arthropoda; Insecta; Lepidoptera; Nymphalidae
Product: MORN repeat-containing protein 3
Exons: 5
Coding region: 532-1284 (250 amino acids)
Source: RefSeq, a predicted model, not a curated record
CAGAUAUUAUUAAAGAUUAUUAAUUAAAACACAUAAUUUCAAAGUCCUCGUAACCAAAAGUUUUUCUCGAAAGAAUUUCAAUGAAUACAUAAAAGCUCAGAAGGAGGUUUAUUUUGAAAUCAUAGACACACGAGCAUAAGUUUCUGCGAAAGAGUAUCUAUAUGAUGCGAACAAUGAACACCACAUUAUUAUGGUCUCUCAUUUAUUAUUUCUCCUUUUUUUUUUAAUUUUUAACAAUGUACAUAAAAUAUACAAAACACAAUUAAAAAGUUAUAAAAAAAUUCAACCCUCCUGCUGCGGGACAUUUGAGUGCCCAAGCAACCGGUAACAAGACCAUAUUUAUUGCUAAAAUAUCUGUUUGGAAAUUUUUGAAAAUUGAUUUUAUCAUAUAUUAUGUGACAUUUAGCGUGCCUGACAUUUAUAUUAAAUACACAUAAUAUUUGUGAUUAUUUACAUAUUUGUUUAUUUCAAUUCCGUCAUACAUAUUAUACUUGGUUUAUUUAUGAUUUAUUUACUUUAUUUUAUAUAGGUAUGCCAUUUUAUCACAAACCGAAAGCAUUUACACAACUACCAACAGCGGCCGAGAAGAAGUCUGUAAAGAAUGGACCGCACCACGCAGUGUUCACGUCUAGGUUUGAUAAAUACGUGGGAGACUGGAAAAAUGAUUUGAAAGAAGGUAAAGGGUUAUUUUUAACUAAAACUGGAAAAUUAUAUGAAGGCGAUUGGCAUCUGGGGUUUAGACAUGGAUUUGGAACUUUGAGCCAUAGACUUCCAAACGGCAGUUUCUAUUUAGACUACCGAGGGUGCUGGGUGAGGGGUAAACCGGAAGGCGUUGGCUGGCGGUACUAUGAGAAUGGCGACGUUUACUUCGGCUUCUGGAAAAGCGGCAAACGGCAUGGAUAUGGAAAGAUGUGGUACAAGAAUGGAACGUAUUACGUUGGGUAUUGGAAUAUGAGCGAAAGAGAGGGGAUGGGAAUGUUUGUACAAGAAAAUGGAAACCGGUACGAGGGCCACUGGGAAGAUGAUUUAAAGAGCGGUCUGGGUCGUUUCUACCAUUUGCACACCGGGCAGUUGCAAGAGGGAGUUUGGGAAUGCAGCGUUUGCGUCAAAUCGAAGGUCUCCGAUAUCGUCAUAAGACAGUUUUGCGAUCUACCCACAGAGUACCCCAUACCUCCGGAAACCCUAAGAAAUUCGCUCAUCAUUUUAGAAAGAAGUGCAAUAUGGCUGAAACAAAAAAUAGGAGAGAUUGACCAAAAAUUAAAACACUGUAUCGAUCAAAUGUAAGGUUUAUUUUUUGGUAAAUAAAAUCAGAUCAUUAAAAAUUCACACAAUUGUCUGAUAAUAAAGAAAAUAUCUGGAAGCACGAACGCGUUUUUUUCGGUCGGCCUAUGUCCAACAACUUGUCUAUGUUGUCU